This is a messenger RNA of Acromyrmex echinatior (Panamanian leafcutter ant), 1781 nucleotides long. RefSeq lists its product as uncharacterized. Gene Ontology annotation, biological process: proteasome-mediated ubiquitin-dependent protein catabolic process. Gene Ontology annotation, molecular function: ubiquitin protein ligase activity. Gene Ontology annotation, cellular component: endomembrane system. NCBI's taxonomy places the organism in Eukaryota, Metazoa, Arthropoda, Insecta, Hymenoptera, Formicidae. The record is from RefSeq and is a predicted model, not a curated record.
UACCCGCCCCAUCCGUUCUGUUUCUUCUCUUUAUCUUUCGCUGCGUGCUCUCCCUUCUAUUUAUUUUUAUGUAUCUUCUUCUGCACUGUUAAACCUCUUAUUCCAUUUCUCUUUAUUCCGUUUCUUAUUUUCUGAUUAUUAUAUCUCUUCUCUCUUCUGCCACUCUUCUAUUCCAUCCCUCCCCCACCUUUUCUCUUUCUUUGCUGUUCUCAUUUUUUGUCACAUGUACGUAGUUAGUUACGCACACACAUCGUCUUAUUUCGUUACUCCGCUGGUACAAAGACUGAACGGUCAGUAUCGUACCAGUUAGCAUUCGUUUUGGACGUGCGGUCAAACGGCAGCGACGAAACUUAUUCCAUAGUGAGACCCCGCAAAGACAUAUCUCUCGAAGGUGAAUCUCCUAAUAAACCGAAGAACUAAAGGUUUCGAGAGAGAAAACUAGAAAAAGCGAGAGAGAGAAAGAGGACUUUUUCAAUUCCUAGAAUUUGCAAUUUUCUUGUGGAGGAUUAAAUUCGUACUCUUUGUCAUCAUUUAAAAGACCGAGAUGGGUAUGAUAGCGCGCGUGAGGCGUCGCGUCCGCGCGAACUCGCUGACGGUCGACAAGGAGAAAACGGCGCAAAGCGUCUGCCUUCUAAGCGCGAUUCUUCUUCUACCCUAUUGCCCACGCGGUCCGCUGCCGCUUCUACCGUCGCCCGCACCGGUCCUAUAUUCAGCCCUUGUCCUGCCGGUCGUUUUAAGCGCGAAUUACAGAUAUCCGGUCCCGACCCUCAAGACUCUUGCCGAGGCGGCUAAAGGUGGAGCCAAGAGAGCAUGGCAUCCUCUAAAUCGCUUCCUGAGACGGUUGUAUGCACCGGUGGACCGCGCAGAGAAUCUCUUCCUGAAGAUGCGCAAUCUUUCCGUCAUGGCGAACCAGAUAGUGUUCCUGAUCUUGGCGGAUAAGGUGUUGCUGCCACAACAGAGGCUGACCUGCUUGUAUACGCUUAUGUUCUACAACGUGAUAGCCUACUGUGUGAGCUACAUCAAGGAGCUAAUCCAGAAGGAGGAUUGGUCACCGUACGUCACCUUGACUGAGCGAUCUAAGAUCAAGCAUCUCGCGAUGUCGGCCACCAAGAUCGUGCUCGAGUGGACCAAGGCGGUAACAUUCGUCGUCACGUUGACCUUCAUGCUUCUCGUAUUCGGACUGGAACAAGGUCUCGAUCAUUACAAACCCUCAUUAAUCUAUACGGUGAUUACGUGGAUUUAUUAUUCAGCGACGGAGAAAGUCUUCGUCGAGAUGUUUCCAACGAUCCUGGGUUUCUUACAGCUAGAAGCUUUGGAGAACAUCGAAAAUCUGUACGCGCCGGUGAUACUCCGCUGCUUUACGAUCGCUAUGUCGGCCAUCUUCAGCAUUCUGCUAUUGCCAUCGGCCUCUUGGAGGUUUCUAAUGGUUGCCACGUAUUUGAAUGUGUACUUACGAUGGAAGGAACUAAUGGAGAAUUCCGGCGCGGUAUUGCGACGAGAACGCGAAGUGUUAAAUCGCUACAGGAAGGCGACCCUUGAGGAGAUCGAAAGGUUUGAUGACGUGUGUGCGGUGUGUCUGUGCGGUAUGAUGAAGGCCAGAGUGACACCCUGCCAUCAUCUCUUCCACGCAGACUGCCUGCGACAAUGCCUGAAGACCAGCGACAAAUGUCCCAUGUGCAAGCGUGAGCUCAAGUUCGACUAAAUAAAUGACAUCGAGGAAUAUACCUUUUUGAUUGCCUCCAGAAAGAUUUACGAGAUUCUCAAAACGCGCCGUUGAAGAA